Talpa occidentalis (Iberian mole) is the source of this 10276-nucleotide messenger RNA. It is a transcript of the gene CNOT6L, whose product is annotated as CCR4-NOT transcription complex subunit 6 like. Gene Ontology annotation, molecular function: poly(A)-specific ribonuclease activity; protein binding. The record is from RefSeq and is a predicted model, not a curated record. Lineage: Eukaryota; Metazoa; Chordata; Mammalia; Eulipotyphla; Talpidae. Gene Ontology annotation, cellular component: CCR4-NOT complex; cytoplasm; nucleus. The transcript has 12 exons. Bases 69 to 1721 code for a protein of 550 amino acids. Gene Ontology annotation, biological process: nuclear-transcribed mRNA poly(A) tail shortening.
GCGGGCCUCGGAGUAGGAUCGCGCGUCGGGAAGAGGAGCGCGUCCCCGGGGAGAGGAGACUAAUAGGGAUGCCAAAGGAAAAAUAUGAUCCUCCAGAUCCUCGCAGAAUUUAUACCAUCAUGUCAGCAGAGGAGGUAGCCAAUGGGAAAAAAUCUCACUGGGCAGAAUUAGAAAUCUCGGGUAGAGUGCGGAGCUUAAGUACAUCACUUUGGUCAUUGACACACUUGACAGCACUGCACCUAAAUGACAAUUACCUUAGUCGCAUUCCACCUGAUAUUGCCAAGCUUCAUAAUCUGGUUUACCUGGAUCUGUCAUCCAAUAAACUCAGAAGUUUACCAGCAGAACUAGGAAACAUGGUGUCUCUCAGGGAAUUGCUUUUAAAUAACAAUCUGUUACGGGUUUUGCCUUAUGAACUUGGUCGGCUCUUCCAGCUACAAACUCUAGGUUUGAAAGGCAAUCCUUUAUCACAGGAUAUUCUCAAUUUAUACCAGGACCCAGAUGGAACCCGAAAGCUACUGAACUUCAUGCUUGACAAUCUUGCAGUUCAUCCAGAGCAGCUUCCUCCGAGGCCAUGGAUUACAUUAAAAGAACGAGACCAAAUUCUGCCAUCAGCAUCAUUCACAGUUAUGUGUUACAAUGUGUUAUGUGAUAAAUACGCCACCCGGCAGCUAUAUGGCUAUUGCCCAUCCUGGGCAUUAAACUGGGAAUACAGGAAAAAGGGAAUUAUGGAAGAAAUUGUUAACUGUGACGCAGAUAUCAUUAGUCUUCAGGAAGUGGAAACAGAGCAAUACUUCACUCUCUUUCUGCCAGCAUUGAAGGAGCGUGGAUAUGAUGGAUUUUUUUCUCCAAAGUCACGUGCCAAAAUCAUGUCUGAGCAGGAGAGAAAGCAUGUGGACGGUUGUGCAAUAUUCUUCAAAACAGAAAAAUUUACAUUGGUGCAGAAGCAUACAGUGGAAUUUAACCAAGUGGCAAUGGCUAAUUCAGAUGGAUCCGAAGCUAUGUUGAACAGAGUGAUGACAAAAGAUAAUAUUGGUGUUGCUGUGGUAUUAGAGGUCCACAAAGAACUAUUUGGAGCAGGUAUGAAGCCUAUUCAUGCUGCAGACAAACAGCUGCUUAUAGUGGCAAAUGCCCACAUGCAUUGGGACCCAGAGUAUUCUGAUGUGAAACUCAUCCAGACCAUGAUGUUUGUCUCAGAGGUUAAAAACAUUCUGGAGAAAGCCUCUAGUAGGCCUGGCAGCCCAACUGCAGAUCCUAAUUCCAUCCCGCUGGUGCUAUGUGCAGAUCUUAACUCAUUGCCAGAUUCAGGUGUUGUGGAAUAUUUAAGCAAUGGAGGAGUAGCUGACAACCAUAAAGACUUCAAGGAACUAAGGUACAAUGAGUGUCUUAUGAACUUCAGCUGCAAUGGAAAGAAUGGAAGCUCAGAAGGGAGAAUCACACAUGGCUUCCAACUGAAGAGCGCCUAUGAAAAUAACUUGAUGCCUUACACCAAUUACACUUUUGAUUUCAAAGGUGUGAUUGACUACAUUUUCUAUUCCAAGACUCAUAUGAACGUGCUUGGUGUCCUGGGGCCUUUAGAUCCUCAAUGGCUGGUUGAGAACAACAUCACUGGGUGUCCACACCCUCACAUCCCUUCAGACCACUUCUCACUGUUAACACAACUUGAACUCCACCCUCCACUCCUGCCUCUUGUCAAUGGUGUUCACUUGCCUAAUCGGAGGUAGUGGAGUAUUGCCCCGCAAAGACCGGGGAUAUGUUGCUAUGGACCUGUACAGUUGUAAAUCAAAGUAUGUAGGAGUGAAGUAUGGCCAUCCUUAAGCUGCUUCUUCAGGUUCCUUUCAUUAUGUGUUUGCUAUAAGAUUUUGUACAUUUUUGUGCAUAUUGGUAUCAUUUGGCACUAGGGCUAGAACCAAAGUAUUUCUCUCUUCCCAAAUUUUUAAUUUAACAUGUUUUUAAAUUGGACUUUCUGCAUAUUGUAAAUGGAGUUAGCAUUCAUAAUUGAGAAAUCAACAAUUUGAAGCCCAACAACAAUGUAUAUGUUUUUCAAAACAAAUACUUUCUUUUGAAAGAUUGCAAAUGAGCCAACCAUUUUUGUAAAAGGAAAUUUUAAACUAUAAAUAUAAAUUUUUAAACUGAAUGAUGGCAUGCUGCACAGGGGAAACUUUCUUGAACUUGUUUUCCAUUAUAACAAACGGAUUUUUAGCUCCCCAAGUCAUUUGCACAUUAACAAAGCACUUAAAUUUCUAGAUUUGUACAUGUAAACUAUGAUAUAGCCUCUAGCCAGAAAAAUUGAGAAAUUGAAGAUGGUUGCACAAUAUGCUUUCAAAAUCACAUAUUUAACAGUACAUGGCGUUUGUUAGGUGAACACUUGAACACUAGUGUAAUUUUUUUUUUUUUUUGAAGGGGGGGAGAAGUCAUUUACUUUCGUUUCCCUAUUAGUUGUACCCUUAUUAGAAGUAUUAAUUCUAACUGUCUCUCCAAUUUAUUUAUAGGGAAACAGCUGAUAAUUUCCACUGCCACACAUUUUGAAAAUAGAAUACAGUUUAUUUAGUAUGCCCACAAAAUUAGUGUCCAGUACUUUUCAUUAUUCCCACCCACCUUUUUCUGGCAGGUUGUGCUGGUGAAACAGAUACUAUCUGAUCUGUUUCAUUUUUGCUAUGUUUGUCAAAUGUUAACUGACUAGGAAAUGAAAAGUCCUGAUCAAAGUUUUAGAAGGGGGAAACUAUACAGACUUUCAUUUAUUUCCCAAAGUAGUCAAAUGUUGGUUGGUUUUGGCUUUUUGAGGUGACAAUGGAAAGAAUUUGGGGGAGAGAGAACAGGGAGUAGUUGAAACCUUAGAUCAUUUUUGCUAACUCUAGUUGCCAAAUGGCCAUUAUAUGCUUUUAAUCUUUGUUUCCAUUGUCUGUCAGGGUUGAAUUAAGAAGCUACUGGUUUAUUCCCAAUUGUUGAUGCUCUUUAGAUAUGUUGGAAUCCUUUUUUUGCCCAAGAGUGGCCAGUUGAAAAUCCAUGACUCAAGAGGCAGUGAAAGUAAUAAUCAUUUUCUGGGGGAAAAAUUGGUUGGCUACUUGAUGUUAAUUAUGGCAGAGUAACAGGAAAAGGUUGUGUCUGUGUUUUUAAGUUUUUCUUUAUUCUGCUUUUUUGCUGCUAUAAGAGUUUUCUGAAAUUUAUAUUUUAAACUUUUCAUGCACUUUACUGUUUCUAGUCUCAAAAUGUGAUAUUUUUAAUAAACAAGAAAUUUUCCAUUAUGUGAAUGAAAUUUUAAAAUAAAAAUAGCCUAUAUUUGUGUCUCAGUAAUAUAUAAAGUACAGGUCAAAUUUAAAUUAUUUAAUUAGUUUUAAAUAUAUACAAUUUGUCUCCUUUUUCAAACCUGACAUCGUAGGCUGUUUUAUUAGUCUUAAAUGAUGUAUUUCUUUUGGUCAUUUUAUACUAAUUUCUUCCAUAGUAAACUAAUCAGGCUAUAUAAGAUAAUAUUUCCCCUGAAGGGUAAUUUUAGUGGGAUGAGGGUGGUGGGAUGAUGUAAUAUCAUAUAUGGGAUUGCAUCAGAAGGGUUCUGUAAAGCCUAAACUCCCUUUUAAAAGUGCCUAGUGAUAGAGGCAUUGUUUGUCAUCUAUUAUAAUUGGAAUGUCAUUGUAGUUGAGUGAAGUUGGAUGUAAAUAAAAUAGUCUUUCAAAAAUGGUUGAAGUACCAGAAUAAACAAAGAGACAACCUUUAAGAUGACAGAUUUUCCUCAAUGUGCAGGUAUCCCUUCUUAUAUACCUCAAACAUUCAACAUCUAGCCAUGCAAAUUGAUUACCUGAACAUAGUACUGGAAAGUAGAAUAGCAUGAAAAACUUAAUUUUGUGGACAUUACCUUUUUUUGUAAUUAGCUACUGUAUGUUUUAUUUUAAAUCUUCUGUUUUGGGUGGGUUUUCUGCUCUGGAGGUAUAUGCACUAACAAAACAUUUUCCUCCUUUCAUAUACGCAUGUUAAUUAGCAAUGUGAGCAAUAUUUCCUACCAUACUUCACUCCCAAUAUUUUUUGAGAUGUUUGUAUAAAAUGGAAUUUAAAGUUCACUUAUGAUUGUAUAUGAACCACAGAGGAGCCCAUUUAUUAAUAAAAAAAACUUUUUUAAUAGUUAAAUGUAGAGGGAAAAAUAAAAAAAAAAUUGGGAAACAUUGUAAACAGCUUAAGUUUAUUUUGUGUAUGAUCGAGGCACUCUGUUGCAGGAAGGUGUGUAAUUGGGUUCUCUCUGCUUCCAAAUGCACUCUUUCAAACCAUUCAUUAUCCUGUGUAUUUUUCAUGUGGUUUUAGUAAAUGUUGGUAGUAACUCUGUUGAAGUAGGUAAUUGUGUUACGGUUUGGGUGGCACACAUACUUGGGGCAUGGUAACCCAAAUUUCAUGUGCACGGUUUCCCUUUAGCCUACUGCCCAAAUUUCACACACCCUUCACCCUUUGUUCCCUUUGUAAAAGGAGUGGUAUCUGUUUUGAGUUGCCAAUUCAGAUGAUCAGAAAUGCUGCUCUCCUCAGUAUUGUCUUGUUAGAACGCAUGCCAUUUGGAAUUUUGGCAGUAAAAAGCCAAAAGAAAGAGGUGAAUGACAUAAGGUCUAUAUAUUCAAUGAAAGUAAAAUAUUUAUGCUCAUAUGCUUUCUAGUUCUCAGAAUAAGUUAAUAAACUUUAUGCCAUGGGGCUGCUGCUUAUUUUAUCUGAAGAUUAAAGAAAAUUUGGGCAUUUUUAUAUUGUGAUCAUGUGUUUUUUUUAAUGUUAAAUAUGAUUUCUGAUAUUUGUCUAAGAACUGGAGUGUUCUUUAAAUUUAUUAAACAGUGUUGUUUGAGGAAGGGAAAAUUGCACUGUUUGCCAUUACAACAGUCAUACAAGUGCAUGUCAAGUCACCCACUCUCUCAGGCAUCAGUAUCCGCCUCAUAGCUUUACACAUUUUGAUGGGGAAUAUUGCAGCAUCCUCAGGACUGACAUCUGAGAAAGGCUCAAAUCCACUUACUGCUCCUUGCUUGUUGACUUUGUUUUAAAAUAUCGUGCCUGGUGUCAACUUUUAAGCAACAGCACUGCCUAAAAGCAAGCAGAGAACAGAAUCCCAGCACCAUUCUAUAGGCAACUUUUUAGAAUUCAGAUAUAGUAAAUCUGUUCAAGAUUUAUGAUGUUUUAUGUAAAAAAAAAAUUUUGUACAACGUAGCUGAAUAUUUUUGUUUCAUUUCUUUGAUGUAAGGCGUGUGAACAUUCGUUUGAAUAUCACAUGUUAAAGUCAGGUAUGGCACAAUGGGUUCUGAGACCAGCUUUUCCCCCCCUCCCAUUUGCCUUGUUCUAAGCGCUUUCUUUCAAAUUACUUUUCUGAUAUCCAUAGGCAAAUAUUUAAUUUUACUAAUAAGCAUCCUGUGUGAAUGUAUUAAAGAAGCCACUGUGUUUUAGUGUUGUAAUUUGUAGAAGUAUAAAGCUUCAUUUCUUAUCUGUCCCCCAUUAUUUGGUGUUUUCAAGCUAUAUAUUAAAUUGCAGAGAAGCAAGAAAGUUGAAAGAUAUCUGAGGCCCAUAUCACUUGACCCUAUCGUGAAUUAGAAUUGGAGAUGUAGCACUAAUUAAACAGGAACAUGGAAUAAACAUACUGUGUUCCAUUUGAAAAUUGUAUCUCCUAAGUAUGUAUAUUGUUCAGUGGGUGAAAAUUGUAUUUACGUUUCCAAGAUUUUCUAAAAAUUGCUGACGCCAUCUAUACUUUCAAAUCAAAUAGCAAAGAGUAGAGAAAGCACAAGAAAAAACAGGUUCAACGUGUAUAUGUGUUCUUCUUAGAACCAGAGGUAUAUGGUUCAUCAUUCUAAUACAAGGCUAGAUUGUGUCCCAAUAUUUAAUUGUUUUUAAGGUCUUAUAUCCUAAUUUUCUGAGGAAUUUUGAUAGUUCCGUAAAAUAUACUGAUACUGGUCACAGGAUGCAUCAUAAGUUUCUGGUAGAUUUGGCAGCCCGUAAGAAUAGUUUUUUUUAUAGCAAGCAAGGGGCUUUUAGGGCAUGUUUUCAAAACAGCAUACGUAUAUUUUGACAGAAAUGUAAAUUCUCACUUUUGUAAGAUACUCUUUCUCCUACCUUACCUCUCUUUAAAAAAAAAAAAAAUCUAAUGUGUAUUAGAUUUGUUUUACCCCUUUCCUUUUGAAUCGUAUCAUAUUUGUCAGAACUCUGUGAGCUACAGGUAGACAAACUAGGGAUUAGAAUAUUUUUUGAAGCCAGAAACUUCAACUAAAGUUUUGAAUUUGUAGACAGGUAAGAACUUUGACACUUAUGGUUGCUUUGGGUGAUUUUAAAUUUUUAAUGACAUGAUCAUCACCAAAUUUUAAUUCAAACAUAAGCAAAUUAGUGCAUCUUUAACCUGGCUUAUUUACUGAAGUUGUAAUCUAUUUUAAGACCAGGAUGCCAAGAAUACUUUUCAUUUUGCAGAAUGAUAAGUAAAUCUUUGUUGUGUAAUGUCACUUAAAACUUAGAAAGUCCCUAUGCCAUUUCUGCAGGGUUUUCUAAGUAAAAGCCACAAAAUGUAGGGAAAAAACAAAAACCCAUAAUUCUUUUCAGGAAGGGGGUGAGAAAGAACAUGCCUGUUUCUUGUUUUAAUCAAAUUCUACCUUUAUGUAAAUUUCUCUUAAAGUCUACCUUCAUGUAAAUUCUUCUGUUAAAUUACAAGUCCCACAACAAGAAAUGGGGAGAUAACAGGAAAAGCAAGCUUUAUUAACCUAGUUAGUGUUUUUCUUUGGUUAGAUUUUAGUUAUUCUUGGAACCAAAGGAAAACAAGCAUGUUGAGAUUUUAUUCAACAAACAUUAUGACAUUGGUAAUGGAAUGUUUUUUAGUAAAAUAGCUUUCACUUUCAAAGCAUAUGAAAUAGGACAUUUCCACCUAUUUAAUGUUAACUUCUUAUAGCAUUCAGCAUAAACUCCUAGUAUUGUACUGAAAUUAGAAGUGUUAGAAAUCAAUCACAUUACAGAGAGGGUAUGCAAAUACCAAGUGAUAUGACACUUUUGGCACUAUAAUGUGGUACAUUCAGCUUCCAGAAACUUUCAGAAGGCAUAGUUUUUGUGCCUGCUUGUUAUUUUUGUUAUAAUUCCCCCAAGUUUAGAUAAUUUUCCUGUUUGUGUGUCUACUACUUUUAACUCUAAAGCAUAAGAAUUGUGGUAGCACCCUGAGAAAUGGUCCUUUUUUGCUCAUUUUUGUUUUGUGUUCAUUUGUAAUUACUGACAUGUGACUUUUCUUUCAAGCUAUCAAUGGUUAUAUGCACCACAGUUAUUUAAUAACUUAACACAAAUGGCUCAGCAUUGACGUGUCAAACAGUGACUUGACUUCUUUCUGAACGGGCUUAGUUUCCUGCUGCUUGUUUCAAUCUUGAUGCAGUAAGUAUGCAGUAGUCUGGAUGUGUGUUUAUUCAGAAACUGUACUGUCCUUUCUCUGUGCUUAACUUGCUAAAAAUAUAUUCCCUUACCUGUGAAAUUUCCUGAGCGGUGCUCUGCCAACUUUUCGGGAGGGAGAGGUUUGGAUGGCUGUGUUACUGCACACUGGAUCUGGAACUGUUCAGUGUUGUGAGUGGCAAAUUUCUUAACACCAGCAGCACUGAGAAGUGCACUAUGGGCAUUCGUACAGUAGUCCAAAUGCAAGCAAUUCUUUUGUCUAGGAGAAGCUGAGGAAUCGAAUUCUUUGGGGUACUUGGAAUAUUUUCAGGAGGAUGAAUGUUUCAACUUUGUUUUGUGUUGUUUCUGGAGUGGGAUGGUAUGGAGGGAGAUUUUUUUUUUUUUUUUUUACUUUAAGAGAAAGAGAUGGAUGUUCCUUUUCUCUCUGAAAAGGCCAGGGUGUUGGUCAAAUUCACCGUGGAUUAAUUUAUAUCUUCUAUUGUGAUUUCUUUGAACUAUAAAACAAGUGCCAACUAGUUGUACAUGAGAGAUCUACUCUUCCACUCAAUUCACCAUUUGACUAGGGAAGGGUUCAUUUAUUGUCAUUACUUGGCAUUAAAUUAAUAAUUUAUUGUUUUGCAUACAUUUGAGUCAUUCGUGGCCUAUAAAGUGUUUUUGUAGCUAAUUACAAUGGUUGGAAAGCAAAGCACAUGAGUUUAAAACUAAGAUGUUUUGGUAUUUUUUUUCCCCUGAGUACUUGGUAGUUUCUACUGAUACUAUUCUAAAACUUAAUUCUGUCUUAGGUUGUAUAUUUAUUUUGCUUUUGUCCUAUGAAAAAGCCAAGUACUAAAUCAAUUGUUAUUGUGUUCUAAUAAUUAGUUUAAAAUCAAAUAUUAUCUUUUUUUUUUUUAAUUAGAAAAUUUUAUGAUGUGCCAUCUAAUUGUAGCUUACAAGUGUUUGAUGUUUAACAGACUGGUUCUGUGGUGGUCUAAUCAUUUAACACUCUGUCAUCCCUGGAGAAAGUGGUUCUACUCUUACUGAACACAUUCUCUCUGACAAAAUCACCAGCUGCUUUAUUUUUCUAUUUAUUACAGUUAAACAGUUGAUGAGGUCUGAAUCUUGACCAACUGCUCAGCCGAGAUGUUUUCACAAUAGACACUGUACAAAAUGUGCGUGCAAAAGGACACAGUUGGGUAUUUUUUCAUUAAUGUGAACAUUGACUUAACAAAGCAGUCCUGCCUUUUAAAUCUUGUGGCAGCUCAGAAGGGAGGUGCUUAAGAACCUUAAUUACUAUGUCAGAUGACAAAAUACUUUUUUCCAUUUCGGAGAUUGGGUACUGCUCACACAUGAUGUAUAGGGCUAAAUAUAUGCUUGUUUCCUUGCACCUGUGUACUUCCCCUUCUCUCCCUUUCCUUCCCCUGUAGGCAAUAAAUGGCCAUUUUGCAACUGCAUACAUUUGUCUUGGUUUUUGACUCUUUAUCUGUGAAGAAUAGUGUCUGUAGGUCAGCAUAUCUCUUUAAAAUGAUGUAAAAAGCCAAGGUAAUUCAAGUGUAAAACUCAGUUCAUGCUACUUUUUUUCGGUGUGUGCGAAAACUAAUUACUAUUUAAACAUUCUUGGCUUUAACUGGAGAAGAAGUUGGUUAUGAGACUACUUUGGCUGAAGAAAUCUAAAGCAAAGGGACAUGUGCCACUUUUGAGUGGGGCUUUAAGAGCCAAUGUGCAAUUUGCCAUAGUCUCAUUUCUUGCCUUGAUGAACAAGGAAGUGUAUGUUGUGGGAUUAGAUCCUUGAGUGACUUUGUGAACAUAGCUACCCUGCUGACCUAUGUAGGACAUGUAAUGUGAGAACCACCAAAUCUGUGUCUUAACACUAUAAAGUUAUUAUGGCAUACUCUAGUUCAUCCUGAGAUGUUACAAGUAUCAGACAGAUAUGCCGACUUACUAGUAUUGAGUAAUCUCAACAGGUGAACUUGCCAAAAUGAAGACAAUUCAUUCCACAUUCAAAUAAUCUAUGAUGAACAAGGUGCUGCUGAUGGACCCCAUUCCCCAAGAAUUCACAUUCAAAAGCCCCAUCUAUAUAUGACAUGAGAAAGAAAAAUAUAUUGGAACGCUUUAAUCAGAGUAAAGGUAUCUUGAAUCUUAGAAUCUUGGAAAGGGGCUAGGGCAGGGUACACAGUGAAAGCUAUGUUUGGGGAUAUGCAGUUGAAAAAUGAUGUAAGAUAUGGUGUGUCUAAUAUCCUAUUAUUCUUGGAGAAAAUAAAGCAAAAAAAAAAAAGCUGACCUGUCCAACUUAAAGAGUGCUUAAGGAAGGUAACAGUGCAUUAUUAUGGAAAAGAUUGCUCAUGUUGACAAAUUUCAUUUCCAGAAUGAAAGCUCAGUGUAUACUGAUUUGUCCUGUCUUCCAAGGAUCCAGUGUGAGUCUACCACUCAAGGACUUCUCUUUAUAGAGAUCUUGAUGUUGGCCAUCCUCUCGUAAGUUGUCCAAAAGUUGAUCCCCUGAAGUGGAUCUUGAAGACACCAGGUUUUAGGACCAUACCUUAAGAUCCCUAAAAUAGGGCAAUCAAAGCUUUCACCAAAUGUCUUCCUAGCAUCCCACCACGUGACCUAGAACACACUGGUAAAAUGGACAUAAAAAAUUUAAUCUCAUGAAAUGGUCACCAAAACACCAGGACACGGGCUUGCAUGCAAGUAGUUUACUUGGGGGAGUGAAUCUCACAAAGUAGGGGACUAGGAAGGGAAAACUAGGGAAGAAGGAAAACUAAACAAGAGUUCAUAAUUGAACUGAUCAUCUCUGUGGGGCAUAUACCUGCCAUAGAUCUUCUGAGAAGAUGAAUGCGUGUCAGUUGUCUUCAUGAGGGGUAGGAGUGGAGAAUAUGGGCACCCAUCUCCCAUAGUGCAAAGGUUACUCCUCAGGUAUUUAUGUUUCUUCAUCUGUCAUUCA